Seriola dumerili (greater amberjack) is the source of this 3603-nucleotide messenger RNA. It is a transcript of the gene cyb561, whose product is annotated as cytochrome b561. Bases 63 to 821 code for a protein of 252 amino acids. Gene Ontology annotation, molecular function: oxidoreductase activity. The transcript has 6 exons. The record is from RefSeq and is a predicted model, not a curated record. Gene Ontology annotation, cellular component: lysosomal membrane. NCBI's taxonomy places the organism in Eukaryota, Metazoa, Chordata, Actinopteri, Carangiformes, Carangidae.
AGGCGGAUCUCCAAGUCCAGACUCCAGGACUUCCUCAGCAGAGCGGAGCCCGCGGCGCAAUCAUGGAUGAUUCUUCUCCUCGUCCUGUUCGCUCCAUGUUUGCGUGGCUGGUGGGAGCGUCGCAGGUGCUGGGCUUGGCGUCUGUGGUGCUGACCGGUGUGUGGAUGGGUCACUACCGCGGGGGCUUCGCUUGGAAUGGCUCAGCGCAGGAGUUCAACCUGCACCCUCUGUGCAUGGUGCUGGGGCUGGUCUUCCUGCACGGCGAUGCCAUCCUGGUCUACAGAGUAUUUCGUAAUGAGGCGAAGAGGAACGUAAAACUGCUUCAUGGCAUCAUUCACCUGCUCGCCCUCAUCAUCAGCAUCAUAGGUUUUCUCGCUGUGUUUGACUUCCACAAAGCAGCAAAGUUCCCAGACAUGUACUCUCUACACAGCUGGUGCGGCAUGGCUACCAUAGUCCUGUUCUGCUUACAGUGGGUGAUGGGUUUGCUGUUCUUCCUGUUUCCGGUCGCAUCAUCAGGGCUACGGGCCUCGUACCUCCCCAUCCAUGUGUUCUGUGGUCUGGUGCUGCUGGUUAUGGCCAUAGGGAGCAGUCUGCUCGGCAUCACGGAGAAACUCCUCUUCAGCAUCAUGCCGACCUACUCCCUGUUCGACCCAGAGGGGGUGCUGGCCAACAUUUUGGGGAUCGUGCUGGUGUGUUUUGGGGUGCUGCUUGGCUACUUGAUCACCAGGGAAGACUACAGACGCCCGCCCAACCCAGAGGAAGAGUCUCUGUCUGUCCACUUCAAGACCCUGAUUGAGGGGGGGUCACCCACCAGGCCCUGACCUCUAGUCUGUAACCUCCACUUCACUUGGAUACAAGCAGUUUUGUGCCUACAGACUGUCUGUUCUACCAGUCUUCUAAUGCCUAGUUAAAGAGUCAUCAGUUCAAACACAAAUUGCCAUGAGCGUGGUCAGACAAGACAAAAGUUUAUGUUUCGGUGAAGUCACUAAACGGACAGGAAGCAUAAAAGUGUUUCUCUCUCUCCUGUCUCUUCAAUCAACUUCCAACCAAAAUGAUUUAUGUCUUUUAUUGCGAUAAUUAAUAGGAAAAAAAUAGUAAAUGUAAAUGUUAACUGCAGUAAAAGAAAAAUAUUAUCACACCCAUCAAAUUCAGUUUAUACAGUGUAUAGAAAAUUAACAAGACUUCUGAUUGUUGUAUGGCUUCAAAUAGGAACACAAGCAGCCCAAGGUAACCAAUCACAGCUGUCGUCACAUGGCAUCUCCAUAGCCGCUGUGGUGUUGACAUGUCGUGACCUUUUUUGAGUGGGCAAACGUCACCUACGGUAUAUCUACAGCAGCUGUGUGCGAAAUUAAUGCUAAUGUAUAACUGCACUUACGUGUAUCUCAGACAGCUCAGAAACUGUUUUCCCUGGAGUAACUGGAUUUACAAAUGUACUCCUACAGUAUCUAUGACUUCUGCAAGUCAACUGAGACCCAAACCCAGGCCUUACUCCUAAAUCUAACAGUCGACUGAACAUGACUUGUAUUACCAAAUGUGAGAUUCAAACUUAACCUGGAGCUUUAUUUUUCACUGGCAGUUCAACAGGCUAACGCAACCAGUCACUACUCCUUUUCUCACCCCACUGGGCACUGGGAGAGACUGACGGCCAUUUCUCAAUAGAUUACAUUUGAACAGAGACCAAAGCAUUACACAACAGAAAAGGUUUGAACCCAAGCCAGAACCUGAUGCUUUGUCUGGAGCCAUCUGGUCAGGUAGCAGAACUCUGUCUCUCACUAAUCUAGUAGUGUAGUCCUGCAAAGUGACCAGAUGUUACCACUAGAGCAGUGGUUCCCAACCUUUUCCAACUCAUGGCCCAUGUCAAAAUCUCAAAAAUGUCCACAUACGACCCCAAAACAAAACUUUUUGGUUGACGGGGGGUUUCACCAUCUGUGUCUUGACUCUCUUUCCUUUUAAUUCUUUCUGUUGCUAACCGACUACCCAUUGUGAUUCUCCACUUUUUGCCAUGGAUGUAAUCUUUUAGUGUGCAAUCAGACUGAGAUAGCAAACAAGUAUAGUAAUUGGUCCAGCUUGUGACAACAUUAGAGUUUUUCAACUUUAUAUUUUUAAUUAUAUAUAUAUCUCUUCACCAAAAUUGGACUGUUUUGCUAAUGAGUUGUCAGCACACUUGCAAUACCUUUGCAGCCCACCAGUGGGUUGGGAGCCACUGCACUAGAGAUACCUGAUAUCAGGGCUGAUCUGAACAUUUUUAAUCUAUACAUCUCUCUCUUAUCUCUCAUUAGCAGCGUACAAAACAUCCAGAUAGCAGCUUCUCACUUUUAGCCUGCACUAAGCGUCACUUUCUAAAAUUAAACAUCAUAUCAGCUGUCGCUAAUUAACGUCAAUUCUGUGAGUGACUUGAUGUUGUCAGGUUCAUGUGUCUAUACUCAGCCAAACAUCUGUAACACCACUGUCCAAUCAGAGUGGACCGAAUGUUUUUUAGUCCCAACAAAAUCAUUGGAGUGAUAUGACCUCUAUAGUAAAAUUAUCUAGCUGAUCACAGCAUUCUCCCACUUUCACUUUCAUUCAUAUCAAAUCAAUAAUUAAAGCUUAUAAACUUAUAAAGAUGUGCCAAAUUUACUCUUCUAUAUCUGUUAUUUGAAUAUCUUCUGCUGCUAUGUAUAUAAUUACUUUUACUGUGUAUAUUAAGCAUUUCUUUCGGCAGCUGUGUCAUUUUGAAUCAGAUUUGGUAUCAAUUCUUGAUCAGGACAUUUCCUAGUUAGUGCUCUUGGACAGUUUGAUUUUGUUGAAAGUCAAACAGUGCGCCCACAUUUAACCUUCUCAUUGAUCUACGCAUUUCAUUUAGAACCACUCAUGUGCCCUCUUGAUUUCGUACAUUUGUUUUUUAUUCCUUAAGCAUAAUUACAAAUAAAUACAUAGACUAAAUAUUAAUACAUUUGUUUUUUUUUUGAAGAGGACAAAACAAAAAUCUGCAAAAUCCACUCCUUUGCACAUCCAAUUGUAAAGCUGCAGCUGGACCUGUGCCAAGUGAUCAUCCUUCGUCUUCAUUAAACUAAUAGAUAAUGCUGCCAAUAAUGAUAAUAUUCAUAAUUUGUGAAAAUGACUCACACACUACAGCGCCACAAUAUCCACUGUCCUACAGUAUCUGUACCUGUCCGAGAUCCAAGUUGUAAGAAGCCAAGUCAGUACUAUUUGUCCACAAAGAAAUAAUGUAUUAACAAAAUGUUUUCCUGUGUCCACUAGUAAGCUGUUUGUAUUCAAAUGAACUGUCAUUUAAGAAAAAUAUGUCUGUUCAGUGUGUAUUAAUUCAUGUAUGUUCUUCAGCUUUGGCUUGUUGAUACGUUUACCUUAAUAUGUUAAAUUCAUAUAUUUGAAUGUUGAACCAAAUUUAAAAAAAAUGUAGCUACAGUACUUUUUGCUUUUUGCCUUGACUUCAGGAAUCAGCCCCAGUGCCUAAUGCAAAGCUUUUACAGAAAACUGGCCGAUUUACAUUAGUGGGUGUUGUUUGUCUUUACGUACUUACAGUAUAUAGACGUUGUCACUUUUCAAUAGCAAAUUUAAAUGUCACUGGGACAACCUGAAAUGAAUAAAACAAUGUGUGUGAAA